Messenger RNA from Castor canadensis (American beaver), 2476 nucleotides. Lineage: Eukaryota; Metazoa; Chordata; Mammalia; Rodentia; Castoridae. The record is from RefSeq and is a predicted model, not a curated record.
AAACACUUUAAACCUGACCAGCUAAAUGGAUAAACCUAGCCUGCAUAGCUUUUAAACUGGGGUCUCAUACAGCACAGGAGGCCUACUUGCUUCAAGAACUGAAAAUCCAGAGGAUGAAUUGCUUUAUCUGGGAAUGGCAAAAGACAGCACAAUAAGGAAUGCCAGUUUGUAUGGGGCUACUAGCUCACAUGCGGGAUCAGAAUGGUGUGAAUGACAGCCGCACUGUGUCAUGAAGGUGGUGGUGGUUUCAACACCAGAGAACAAAUAAGAAGAAAGCUGAGACAGGGGGAAAACAUUUUUGGAUGACAAAGGAUGGGUUUCCAUUUAAUUACUCAGCUGAAAGGCAUGAGUGUGGUUCUGGUGCUACUUUCAACCCCGCUGCUUGUUAUGCUUGCGGGGGCUCAGAGAGCUUGCCCGAAGAACUGCAGAUGUGAUGGCAAAAUUGUGUACUGUGAGUCUCAUGCUUUUGCAGACAUCCCUGAGAACAUUUCUGGAGGGUCACAAGGCUUAUCAUUAAGGUUCAACAGCAUUCAGAAGCUCAAAUCCAAUCAGUUUGCCGGCCUUAACCAGCUUAUAUGGCUUUAUCUUGACCAUAAUUACAUUAGCUCAGUGGAUGAAGAUGCAUUUCAAGGGAUCCGUAGACUGAAAGAAUUAAUUCUAAGCUCCAACAAAAUUACCUAUCUGCACAAUAAAACAUUUCACCCAGUUCCCAAUCUCCGCAAUCUGGACCUGUCCUACAAUAAACUUCAGACACUGCAAUCUGAACAAUUUAAAGGCCUUCGGAAACUCAUCAUUUUGCACUUGAGAUCUAACUCCCUAAAGACUGUGCCCAUAAGAGUUUUUCAAGACUGUCGGAAUCUUGACUUUCUGGAUUUGGGUUACAAUCGUCUUAGAAGCUUAUCCAGAAAUGCUUUUGCUGGCCUUUUGAAAUUAAAGGAGCUUCACUUGGAGCACAACCAGUUUUCCAAGAUCAACUUUGCUCAUUUUCCACGUCUCUUCAACCUCCGUUCCAUUUACUUACAGUGGAACAGGAUUCGCUCCAUUAGCCAAGGCUUGACAUGGACUUGGAGUUCCUUACACAACUUGGAUUUAUCAGGGAAUGACAUCCAAGGAAUUGAGCCGGGCACAUUUAAAUGCCUCCCCAAUUUACAAAAAUUGAAUUUGGAUUCAAAUAAGCUUACCAACAUCUCACAGGAAACUGUCAAUGCAUGGAUAUCAUUAAUAUCCAUUACCUUGUCUGGAAAUAUGUGGGAAUGCAGUCGAAGCAUUUGUCCUCUAUUUUAUUGGCUUAAGAAUUUCAAAGGAAAUAAGGAAAGCACCAUGAUCUGUGCAGGACCUAAGCACAUCCAGGGCGAAAAGGUUAGCGAUGCAGUGGAAACAUAUAAUAUCUGUUCUGAAGUCCAGGUGGUCAACACAGAAAGAUCACACCUGGUACCCCAAACUCCCCAGAAGCCUCUUAUUAUCCCCAAACCUACCAUCUUCAAACGAGAUGCCACCCACCCCACUCUUGAAACAGCAAGUCCAUCCCCAGGGUUUCAGAUUCCUGGCACAGAGCAAGAGUAUGAGCACGUUUCAUUUCACAAAAUUAUUGCAGGGAGUGUGGCUCUGUUUCUCUCGGUGGCCAUGAUCCUCUUGGUAAUCUAUGUGUCUUGGAAACGGUACCCAGCCAGCAUGAAACAACUUCAGCAGCACUCUCUUAUGAAGAGGCGGCGGAAAAAGGCCAGAGAGUCUGAAAGACAAAUGAAUUCCCCUUUACAGGAGUAUUAUGUGGACUACAAGCCUACAAACUCUGAGACCAUGGAUAUAUCGGUUAAUGGAUCUGGGCCCUGCACAUAUACCAUCUCUGGCUCCAGGGAAUGUGAGGUAUGAACCAUGAUCCUCCUAAAAGCAUUUCUACUGCGGGGAAGGAGAGGUAAAUGUUUGAAGCUCUAGAGGUGUCUCUAAUCACUAGAAAGAUUAAUGACCUUUUUGCUUUUGGGUUUUGCUCAGUGUGAAAGGUUACUUAAUUAAAUUACAACCACCAGGAAAUUGACUGCUCUUUUUUUUUUUUUUAAAUGGUUGAAACUUGAAAGAAAUUCAUUCAAGGAUGAGAUUAAGUUGGAAUAAAGCACUAUGUUAAAACAUCUGUUUUUUUUAACAGUUUGUAUACAGGGGUUGGACUUAAAAACACACAUAUACACAAACAAAAGUCUUUUCAUUCUGAAAUUUCUGUUGUUCUUGGUGUUUGGCUUUUGUAAUGGAGUAAAAAUUGAGGGGCCAGUUUAAUUUAAAAGCAAAGUGAAUUUACCAAAAUUUCAGGAGGUAACAAGAUUUAAACCAAAGAGCAAUUUACCCAAGGUUUGAUUUUUGUUGUAAAUUUUUAGUUUUAAUUAAAGCAUGCAACAGGGAUCUCACAGACAUGUCACUUGCCAUUUAGUUAUUAUACCAGCAUAGAGAAUGUCUAAGGUCUACUGUGGAUUUGUAUCAAGCUUUUUAG